GCUGGCGGCACUGCUCUGGAUACAAAGCAGUCAGCCACGCUCUGGCUCCUUCCUCCCGCACCCCGUUGGCCUCCUCCUCCUCCUCCUCCUCCCUGUUUGCACGCUCCCUCCCUCCCUCCCGCUCGCCCUCCCUCCCUCUUUCACUCUCUUUCUCUCCCCUAACGCCACGCUGCAGAAAGGCAGACCUGGGAACUGGAGGUCCGCGGAGGCAGCGGAGGAGGAAGGAGCUCUGCCCUGCUCUUUCUUUGAGAGUGAAACGGGGAGGCAGAGAUGCGAUGAAGGAGUGUCUUGGUCGCCGCCUGGAUUAAGAAAGAAUACAUAAAAACAAACAAAAAAAAAAAUCCGGACCCAACAAACGAGGAAAAAGGGAGGAGAGAAGGAGGAGGAGGUUGCUGGGGGGAGCCCACUCCAGUGGGCGAACAGCUGCUUUGAAUCGUGCCUCUGUUCCCAGGGAUUAAAGCAUGAAUGGGAGCAGCUUCCCGGCCACGAUGGAGAGAGAAGGCGGUUCAGGCUGUGGGAAUAAGGUCUCCUGCCAAAUGUGUCCCUGAGGUUCCUGCUGGAGGCCCCAGCAGCGUCCUGUAGAAGUUGUCUCCUGCUCCUGGUCCCAGCAGCCGAGGCCCCUCCAAACCUGCUUCUGCAAUGGGUAAUGAGGAGCUGUGGGUCCAGUCAGUCUUGGAGAUGCCGAAGAGACGAGACAUCCUGGCUAUCGUGCUGAUAGUUCUGCCCUGGACGCUACUAAUCACCGUCUGGCACCAGAGCACCAUUGCUCCACUGCUUGCAGUGCACAAGGAUGAUGGUGGUGACUCCCGGCGUGAUCUCGCUGCAGGCUUGGACUCCAAGGAAUACUGCUUGUCGGACCGGGACAUUGUGGAGGUGGUGAGGACAGAAUAUGUUUAUACCCGCCCACCCCCGUGGUCAGACACCCUUCCCACCAUCCACGUCAUUACACCCACCUACAGCCGGCCCGUCCAGAAGGCAGAGCUGACGCGCCUGGCCAACACCCUGCUGCACGUCCCCAACCUGCACUGGAUCCUGGUGGAGGACUCGCAGCGGCGCACGCCGCUCAUCACCCGGCUGCUGCGGGACACGGGGCUGAACUACACCCACCUCAACGUGGAGACACCUCGCAACUACAAGCUGCGGGGAGACAUGAGGGAUCCCCGCAUCCCCCGGGGGACCAUGCAGAGGAACCUGGCCCUGAGAUGGCUGAGAGAGACCUUUAACAAAAAUAACAGCCAGCCUGGCAUCGUUUACUUCGCCGACGAUGAUAACACCUACAGCCUGGAGCUCUUCGAGGAGAUGCGCAGCACCAGGAAGGUGUCGGUGUGGCCAGUAGCCUUCGUCGGCGGCUUGCGCUACGAGUCGCCCAAAGUGAACGCUGCGGGGAAGGUCUACGGCUGGAAAACCGUGUUCGACCCGCAUCGGCCCUUUGCUAUAGACAUGGCGGGGUUCGCUGUGAACCUCAGGCUGAUCCUCCAGCGAUCUCAGGCUUACUUCAAACUGCGAGGAGUGAAGGGGGGCUACCAGGAGAGCAGCCUGCUCCGGGAGCUGGUCACCUUGAACGACCUGGAGCCGAAAGCUGCCAAUUGCACUAAGAUUUUAGUCUGGCAUACGAGGACAGAAAAGCCUGUGCUGGUGAACGAGGGGAAGAAAGGAUUCACAGAUCCCAAUGUGGAAAUCUGACUGUGCACGGCUGGGCAGAGACCAACACCAGAAGAUUUCUUCAUGCACAGCCUACAAGGUUCCUCUCCACAGCAUACAGCCAGCCAGACAUGCAGUAGCCAGGACCUCUGCUGACUUCCAAGAGUUUUAGUGUACUGAAAACAAGCAACACUGCAUACAUAAACUACCCGGAUUCCCCUGCCCUUCCUCCUGGACUCUGAGCAGAACCAGAUGCUCUGGAGGUGGAAGAAAAAGCACAGAAAAUACAAGACUGACAUCGACUUCUGUACAAGACCAGCUGCCUCGGGAGCUGCUCGGUUUGGGAGAAGCGCAUGCAGGGCAUGAUGCACCGAAGACGUGGCCCAGCUGGAAUGGCAGUCUGGACUGAGGGGGCUGUUUUACAGGACCUGAAAGCAAGGGUGAGAACGCCCCCAGGAGCGUGUUGGCCCCUGAUGAUUGUUUUUUUCUGGAGACACACGUACCUGGUGGCUAUGUGUGCGACAGCCUAAGCAGCUCUCUGUUCGUGGAGGGGACAGCUGCCUUCUGAGAUGGCACCUUAGCCCUUAAUUUUAAACCUACUUUAAUCCGUGUUUAUUACACUGCACAAGACAGGAAGGUUUUGGGAGAGGGUGAAAAGCAAGGCAGGUUAAACAAACCCAUAACUAUUUCUGUUUCUUUGUACCCCCUCUCCUUUCCCUUAAGCAGUUUUGUGGUUUGGGAGGGCGCUCUGACAUACCUCUGUGUUCCUGGAUGGAGUUAUGUUUACAGCACAUGGUUCUCUGUUCAUCCAUGCUAAAAUAACUGGGGGAGGGUUUUAAUGAGAUUGUUGUGGCCCUACACCCUAAUACUUAAUCUGGACUCAGAUCUUUGUUCUAUUUAGCUCUCAUUUGGUCCACGUGAACAUUAGGUGUGGGAUUCUCUGAAGGGUACUCCAACAGAAAGAUGAAUUUCUACUCUUAAAAAAUAAAGUUAACUGCUUAAUACUAGGGAUUGAAUGAUAACCGCUGAUUUUAGUGCAUUUACCAUCCAGGUGGAUUGUAUCCUUCAGCCCUAGCUCCUUUUUCAGAGCCAUGCCACAGUACUGCAGGGCUAGUGGCGUGAAAAGCCACGCUGGAGCAGUUGGAGUUAACUUCUGAUGCACCCUUGUAAAGGGGAUCCUGGGCUUAGUCCUCUGUUUCUUCAGCCCCUGGCUUGAGUGAGAGAGACAUGACUGAGCACUGCAGAAGAGGAACCUGGGUGCUACUACCUUGGUUGACUCUAUUUGAGAGUGACAAACUUGCUGAGGA
Messenger RNA from Cygnus olor (mute swan), 2948 nucleotides. RefSeq names its product beta-1,3-glucuronyltransferase 1 (gene B3GAT1). Gene Ontology annotation, molecular function: galactosylgalactosylxylosylprotein 3-beta-glucuronosyltransferase activity. The record is from RefSeq and is a predicted model, not a curated record. Gene Ontology annotation, cellular component: Golgi membrane. Lineage: Eukaryota; Metazoa; Chordata; Aves; Anseriformes; Anatidae. The coding region runs from base 640 to 1683 and encodes 347 amino acids. Gene Ontology annotation, biological process: chondroitin sulfate proteoglycan biosynthetic process; carbohydrate metabolic process. The transcript has 8 exons.